Molecule: messenger RNA, 2566 nt
Organism: Branchiostoma floridae (Florida lancelet)
Lineage: Eukaryota; Metazoa; Chordata; Leptocardii; Amphioxiformes; Branchiostomatidae
Product: CBL-interacting protein kinase 14-like
Exons: 3
Coding region: 104-1666 (520 amino acids)
Biological process (GO): intracellular signal transduction; microtubule cytoskeleton organization; protein phosphorylation
Cellular component (GO): cytoplasm
Molecular function (GO): protein serine/threonine kinase activity; tau-protein kinase activity; ATP binding
Source: RefSeq, a predicted model, not a curated record
UGUUUAUUCGCCAGUUCGUUCGAAAAACGCACGUCUGUCCCUGACAUACUCCGACCGUUAGUAAACAACAGAGCGGACUUGCACCGUGCAUACAGCCGUGGACAUGGGAUCACCCAGCCGAUCACGCCGUUCCAGCAGCUCUAACGUUAGCCCAAGGGAGGGGGAAAGUAAGUCCCGACUGUCCUCUCCAAGGCAACCCACGGGACGGCGGGGCUCUCUGAAAAAGACUCCUUCAAAGGCGAGUGCGAGAUCGAAAUCAGCGGAGAGUAGCGGUGGAUCUCCGAGAUCGCCACAAAAAGCUAAAAGCAAAGAAGGACGCCCGACGUCUGCAAUGGCCAAGUCGCGAAGCGCCGAGAAAGAGCAGAAAGCCUCCUCAUCUGGGAGCGGUACGAAAGAACAAAAUGGCGAGCGCAAAACUAAGGACUCCACGAAACAGGUGGCGACCAGAAGUGCCCCGAAGGAAAAGACGGACGGCACGCCACGCGACAGGCGCCGGCAGAGCAAGUUCCCGCGUACCUCCGCGGGCAAGAUCACCAAGGCGCGCCGCCGGUCCUCCGUCUCUCCUUCCGGUGCCAAGAUCGAAGAAAUACUCGUCAGUCCCUCUUCAAGGUCGAGAAAGAAGGCGCCUCCGAAGAAGAAGUCUCCUAAUCUACGGAAACGUCUUAGCGUGAUCACGGAAGAAAGCCGCGAGAGCAUCUCAUCAAGAAGGAGAAGUGCUACCGCUAGCUCUAACAGUACACCGAGCGAAGGCAUCUCAACUAGAAGCAGAAGUGCGUCCACUAGCACUAGCAGUGCGACGGAAGAGAUCGACUGUCUUGAGGCCCAAGACGUUUCCUUACGUGGUUCCUUGAGAGAGAACGGAUUCGUCUUGAAGCAGCUGCUGAAGAAAAGCGACGCCAUCGCGCCAGAGCGCGGUGGUAACGUGUACCUCGCCCACUCUGUGAAACUUCUUCCUUCGCGCGACGUCGCCUUGAAGAUUCUUCGCCGCGACUUUGCCCCGCGCACAAGACGACAGUUUUUCCUACCUCAGGAGUACUACAUCUGUAGGGACCUCUCUAAGAAGGCCGCGCACCCCAACAUCGUGGAGUUCCAUCCUCCACUGCUUCUGUUCGGAAGCCGGGUGUGCUUUCCGAUGGAGCACUACGCAGGUGGCGACUUGUUGGAGCUGCUUUACCGCGAAAAGAAAAUUCCUGAAGCCGAGCUGCGCGGGUACUUUUCCCAGGCGCUGGACGCAGUGCAGUACCUCCACUCGAAAGACAUCGCGCACUUGAACCUGAAAUGUGAACACUUUCUCCUGGACGGCGCUGCAAACGUGCGACUUUGUGGGUUCGGCUGCGCCACGAGAUUCGACCCGGAGAAACUCGAAGAGGACAUCUACUGCCAAACGGUUGGGUACACCCCUCCCGAAGUGGUCAACAGAUUUCCUUACGACCCUAUGAAAGCGGACGUGUUCGCGCUGGGAGCGACGCUGUACAUCCUCUGUAUGGGGAGGUUUCCCAACCCGAAACUGCUGCAUCUCAUGGGGAAAGGAGCUCCCAACUUCCCAAGACAUUCCGAGGUUUCGGAUCAUCUCAAGGAGCUGAUUCGCGCCAUGAUGGAGGCGGACUGGUCCAGGCGGAUUGAUCUGCAAGAGGUGAAGCGGAUGGCAUGGAUGAAGAGAAAGUAGUUCCCUGUCGGGCUAUGUUUGUCUUUCAAAACUUUAUUGUUGGAAUCAAACUUUCUUGCAUUGGUGCUACGGUGCUCGUGCUUUGUGAUUAUUCAAAACACAAACAGCAUUAAAAAACGACAUAACACGACACAUCAUUGUACAAUAUUAUUAAAAUCUGUCACCAUCAACAGUAUCAACAUAAACAUAGUUUUUUGGCAUCGCAAGAAGACGUGAAAGAACAAAAAUGAAGACUCUAUUUUUAGUAUACCAUGUUUAGCAUAAUGUGUUUAACUUUUAACUUUCCUUACCACAUAGAUUUCAAAGUAAGGGCUUUUGACAUUUUUGUGCCUUUACAAUGUUACGUUAUAUCAUUUUGUAAAAUGGAACUUUUACUCGUACAUUAUUUCUUGAGAACUUUUCAAACAUAUACACACAAAAUCAACAAUGUACAUAGAAAAGAAUAGACAGGAAUGUGAAAAACAAUUAUGAUAUCCAAAUCAUAUUCAUUAAAAAAGAUAUAUUUGGGGCUAAUAGUUCAUCCAUAACAAAUAAUGUGUAAAAUAUAUUCAAAUACAUCAAAGUAUGUAAAGAUACAAUCACCAUUCAUAUAAACUACAUUCAAAUACCAAAAAAUACAGAAGAAUAGUACUAAACACACUGGAGGACAUGACCACAACCUCUUGAGGAAAAUCAUGCCCUAACUACACCAUUUCCACCCUGUACUAAGUUUUUGGCUCCUUGCUUUGUAUUGAUUCUUGAAGAACGACCCUGAUCGCUUCUAAUGUCUUGGAAGACGCCUUCUGUGAUUGGUGGUCACUCUUGGACGGUUCCACGCAUUUCUGGAGUGCUUCCUUCAGCCGUUCUGCAAUGGUCACAGGAGGAGAGCGCAGCAACCCGCCGAACAGAGGACUGUUGGAC